Molecule: messenger RNA, 2280 nt
Organism: Wickerhamiella sorbophila
Lineage: Eukaryota; Fungi; Ascomycota; Dipodascomycetes; Dipodascales; Trichomonascaceae
Product: Serine/threonine-protein phosphatase 2A regulatory subunit delta isoform
Exons: 1
Coding region: 1-2280 (759 amino acids)
Biological process (GO): signal transduction
Cellular component (GO): protein phosphatase type 2A complex
Molecular function (GO): protein phosphatase regulator activity
Source: RefSeq, a predicted model, not a curated record
AUGAUGAAAGGAUGGACACGACGACUGGGCCGGUCCAAGUCGUCGUCCUCAGAGAAGAGUCGUAAACAAAGUGAAAGCAACACAGGAGGGCGCAAUGUGUCUGAUCAGAUCCGUCCAGAGGCUCUGGAUGCGAGCAAUACUGGCGUAGCGUCGCGACGUAAGGACGCGCGGCCGACCGUAGAAGUCACCGCGGCUGGUCCGGGGGCUGAUACCGCCAGUGCUAGUCAUUUGUCUUCUCAUCACACUAGCGGUGAGACGCUUCUGGGGGCACGGGGCCCAGCGGCCCUCGGCACUGAGCCGUUUGAUAUGGAGGGCUUGCGCCCGAGCUUAUCGCCAGGUAGUCCGACUACCGCUGGCCGGUUCUUGUCUGAACGCUUAGGCCAGAUGGAUGGUAUCACCCAACCGACUCGACAUAACUCGAGUCAUUUAACCAUUAGUGCUGAGCGCCAGCUGGAGCAUUUGCCCAUGUUUGAAGACGUUCCCCCCAAAGAGCAUCGCAAUCUUUUUAAGCGCAAACUGCAGCAAUGUAUGGUCAUUUUCAACUUCAGUGAUCCUGCUAGCGAUCUUGUUGGUAAGGAAAUCAAACGUAUGGCUUUGACCCAGCUCAUAGACUACGUCUCGUCCAGCCACGAGCUGUUUAUUGACGAAGCCUUGUACCGUGAUGUGAUCCAGAUGUUUACGAAAAACAUUUUCCGUUCGAUCCCACCGCCCAAAAACCCAUUUGGUGAGAUCUUCGAUCCUGAUGAUGAUGAGCCUAUCAAUGUGGAUGCGUGGCCGCACAUGUCCCUUGUCUACGAGUUCUUCUUACGGUUUAUUGAUGCUCCUGAUUUCAAUGUCUCCACCGCAAAACAGUUCAUUGACCAUCAGUUCAUUCUCUCACUAUUGGAGCUAUUUGACUCCGAAGAUCCUCGCGAGCGCGACUAUUUGAAAACAACUCUUCAUCGCAUAUAUGGCAAAUUCCUCACGCUACGUGCGUUUAUUCGCCGAUCAAUCAACAAUGUAUUUUUGCAAUUCAUUUAUGAGACGGGUCGAUUCAAUGGUGUCGCUGAGCUCUUGGAAAUCUUUGGUUCAAUUAUCAAUGGGUUUGCUAUUCCAUUGAAAGAGGAACAUAAAGUCUUCUUGAACCGCGUACUGAUUCCCCUCCACAAAGCUCGCUCGCUGUCAUUGUUCCAUUCUCAGCUUACUUACUGCGUUGUGCAAUUUUUAGAAAAGGAUCCCCAGCUGACCGAGGAGGUUGUUUUGGGAUUGCUCAAAUACUGGCCCAAGGUCAGCAGCACGAAAGAAAUACUCUUUUUGCUUGAGCUUGAGGAUAUAUUUGAUUCGAUUGAACCUACGGAGUUUGUCAAGAUUGAGGUACCACUAUUUCAACAACUGGCGCGGUGCAUUUCUUCCCCUCACUGUCAAGUUGCCGAGCGGGCUCUCUAUAAUUGGACCCACGAGUACUUUUGCACAUUGGUGGCUGAGAAUUGCGAAGUCAUUCUUCCGAUUAUUUUCCCCUCUCUGCGAGAUAACGCCAGUCACUGGAAUCGUACUAUCCAUGGCAUGAUUUUCAACGCCUCUAAAAUGUUGCUUGAAACCAAUCCUGUUCUAUACGACCAAUGUGCCGCAAACUACCGUAAAGAGCGUGAGCGGAGCCACGAGGUUGAGCGGGCUAGAGCUUCAAAGUGGGCAGAGAUUGAGCAGACUGCUUAUGCGCACGGUGGUGUUAUCAUUGUUGACCAAUGCACACCAGCCGAGCGGGCUACCCGCUCACUUACCACUCCAUCGCGACCAAAUGAGCACAUGUCGACUUUAGAUUCCACCGCGGCAAGUAUGCCGCCAGAUCCUUUGAUUCCCAUUGAAUUACUCCGUCGCGCCAAGACGAGCACGCCUACCAAGUCUAACAGUCCGCCGGCGCCCAGGUCAGCGAAAUCGCUUACCGAACCAGUUGCACCGCUUGAUUUGACGAAAAUCAGCAACGCUGCCAGUGCUAUUAGCAGUGGCCCCAGUUCGGGAGCGCCCAGUGAAAAUGCAUCUGUGCUCGAGACCCGUUCAGCGUCUUCACCUCCAGCUGCCGCUUCUGGCACACCCACCACACCAAUUUCGCCUAAUCAGGGACCCAUCGCCAUUGGUAGCCAGACGGGCAGCGUAGUUACACAAACGGUGGCUGCUACGGCAUCCUUUUCAUUAUGGCCCUUGGAUCGCUCGGGACCUACUUCCACGGACGAUUUUCAAGAUCAAGGUGAAGGGGGCUCAUCAGCACUACUUAGUUGUCCGCCGUCCCCAGAUUUGAGUGGCUGA